This is a messenger RNA of Entrophospora candida, 2721 nucleotides long. NCBI's taxonomy places the organism in Eukaryota, Fungi, Glomeromycota, Glomeromycetes, Entrophosporales, Entrophosporaceae. The record is from the annotation of a GenBank genome assembly.
AUGGAAACUAGAUCUCUAAGAACUAAAAAUAAUAAAAAUAUAAAAUUUGAUUAUUCUACUGUUAGAACAAAUUAUAAAUAUCAUGAUGAUAUAAAAUCAACACGACUUUAUAAUCUUCCCGAAGGUAAAACUUAUUAUCCAACCUGGAAAGAAUUCAAAGACCCCUAUAAAUAUAUUACUAGUAUUUCUAACGAAGGAAAGAAUUAUGGAAUAAUCAAAAUAAUUCCACCAGAGGGUUGGAUUCCUGGUUGCUCAUUAGACAUUGAAACAUUUAAAUUUAAGACUCGUAUACAAAAAGUUAAUAUGAUGGAGGGAGAAACUAGAGCAAAGUUAAAUUAUAUUGAACAACUACAACUUUUUCAUGACCAACAAGGUCGACCGUUUACAAAAUUGCCUCAAUUAGAUAAAACACCCAUUGAUUUACAUAAACUUGCCAGAGCGGUCUAUGAUAGAGGAGGGCCAUUGGAGGUGAUUGGGAAAAAUAAACAAUGGGCAGAAGUUGCUAGAGAAAUUAAAGAAGGAGGUUAUUCCAAGACAUGCACAUCAGCAUCUAAAACAGUCAAAGAACGUUAUUAUGAGUUUAUCGAGCCAUAUGAAAGGUAUGUGGCCAAUUCAAAACAAGAACAUCUAAAACCAAAUAGAAAUCAAUUUGACAUUGACGAUGAAAAUGAAUUGAUGGAUAAAAAUCAAGUACAUAAUACAUGUGAAGAAUGUGGCAAUACUUCAUCGGAAAUUGAUGGAUUAUUGCAUUGUAGUGGCGAUUGUAAUAAAUAUUAUCAUCCUGAAUGUCUUAAAAUCAAAAGAACAACCUUGCAUAAAAAUUCGAAAUGGUAUUGUCCCACUUGCUUGCUUAUGACCGGAAUCGAGUUUGGUUUUGAGGCUGGCGAAGAAUUUACAUUGGGUGAGUUUCAGAAACUGGCUGAUAAAUUUGAGGAAGAUUAUCUUGAAGAAUAUCCACUUCCACCAGGUAUAUCAAUUGAAGAUUAUAUCGAAUCGGAAUUUUGGAGGUUAGCUCAUAAAGUAGAUGAUGAUACAGAAGUUUAUUAUGGAGCUGAUGUAAAUUCUACUGAUUAUGGAAGUGAAAGAGAUUUAAAUAAUUCAUACAAAAACUGUGUUUGGAAUCUUAAAAAUCUUCCAAGAUUACCAGGAUCUUUACUUCAUCAUAUAACACCCGCCAUUCCAGGAAUGAUGCUUCCAUGGGUUUACGUUGGGAUGAUAUUUUCGGCUUUUUGUUGGCAUGUGGAAGAUCAUUACACCUAUAGUAUUAAUUAUAUGCACUGGGGGGCAACCAAAACUUGGUAUGGAAUUCCAUCAUCAAAUGCUUCAAAAUUUGAACUCGCUGCCAAAAAACUUUUACCUGAACUUUUCCAACAUCAACCAGAUCUAUUAACACAAUUGACCACUAUAUUGAAUCCAAAAAAACUGGUCGAAGAAGGCAUAGAAGUGUAUGCUAUUGAUCAGAGGCCAAACCAAUUUAUAGUCACUUUUCCACAAGCCUACCAUUCAGGUUUUAACCAAGGUUUAAAUCUUAAUGAGGCGGUUAAUUUUGCACUUCCUGAUUGGAUUGGUUAUGGAUACGACUCAGUUAAAUUUUAUAAAGAUAUUAAAAGAUUGCCUGUUUUCUCUCAUGAAAAGUUACUUCUUCAAAUAGGAAUAGCAAAUCUUUCAAAUUACGGUACUAUGAAAUGGUUGAAGGAACCACUUACUGAAAUAUGCAGAGAAGAAAUUAAGUUACGUCAUGAAGUUACUACCAAGCUGGUCAUUUCUCAACAACCAAUAUUUUGCGCCCAGGAUCUGAACGAUGAUAUUGAGAUGCAAUGUGCUUAUUGUAAUGGAUUCAGCUAUCUUUCAUCGUUACAUUUCAAAUGUUCAAAAAAAAUACUUUGUUUAGAACACGCAGUUCAAUUUUCAUCAAAGAUAUGUAAGUGUUAUGAUAAGCCAUGUCAUUUCCUGCAACUUAUGAUUCUGGAUUUUCAUUUGAACGAAUUAAUCAUAGCUAUGCAAAAAACUGUUCAAGACGCCAUGAAUGAUAUGAUGAUGAUUAAUAACUAUAUUGAAGAAGUGGAGAAACCACAUAUUCACGUAUUGGAAUAUAUUGAUUAUAGGAUAAAAGAAGGGGGGCUUGAUAUAAAGAUUCAGGAUCUUUCUAGCUAUAUUAAAGUAUCCAAUGAUUGGUCGCAAUGCGUUAAAUUGUUAUGUCACGAAAUAGCACAAAGAAUAUGGUUAUUAAAUUAUCACAAAGUUCCAUUUAUAAAAUUUAAUUACCAGGAAUUUAUUCAGAAAUGGCUCGAGUUGAUCAGAUAUGUUUAUUUAGCAAAUAACGAAGACAAACCUCCAUUAAACGAAAGACAUUAUUGUUUCUGUAGAAAUCCAGAUGAUUUCAAUAUGAUGAUUCAAUGCGACAGGUGUAAAGAAUGGUAUCAUUGUGCAUGUGUGAAUUUGAACAAAGAUGAAAUCCAAAAUUUUGAUACAUGGUUUUGUGCAAUCUGUCAAGUUGGUAUUGAACCCGUCAUGAUGAAAAUCUCAAAUACUAUUAAUGUCACGACCGCUUUAUGUAAAGCAGCAGAAGAAUUUCCAUUUGUACCACAAAAUUAUGAAGAAUUAAAAGAAAUAUCAACAAAAAUUAAUUCUCUUACUGGUGAUAGUUAUUUUCAUUUACGUAGAUUGGUUGGCUUAGGUUUGGGAGUUGCAGUCGAUGGCUCUGAUACAAUUAUCAACUAA